GCCGGCCGCGGCCGCCAAGAUGUCGCAGACCAAGAAAAGGAAGCUCGAGUCGGGGGGCGGCGGCGAAGGCGGGGAGGAAGCAGCGGAGGGCGACGACGGGGAGCUGGCCCUGGACGCGGCCACCGCGCGGCCGCGGAGGACCAAGCGCGAGCGGGACCAGCUGUACUACGACUGCUACUCGGACGUGUCGGUGCACGAGGAGAUGAUCGCCGACCGCGUCCGCACCGACGCCUACCGCCUGGGCAUCCUGCGCAACUGGGCGGCGCUGCGCGGCAAGACGGUGCUGGACGUGGGCGCGGGCACCGGCAUCCUGAGCGUCUUCUGCGCCCAGGCCGGCGCGCGGCGCGUGUACGCCGUGGAGGCCAGCUCCAUCUGGCAGCAGGCCCGCGAGGUGGUGCGGCUGAACGGGCUGGAGGACCGCGUGCACGUGCUGGCCGGCCCGGUGGAGACGGUGGAGCUGCCCGAGCGCGUGGACGCCAUCGUGAGCGAGUGGAUGGGCUACGGGCUGCUGCACGAGUCCAUGCUGCGCUCCGUGCUGCACGCGCGCGCGCGCUGGCUCAAGGAGGGCGGCCUGCUGCUGCCCGCCUCCGCCGAGCUCUUCGUGGCGCCCGUCAGCGACCAGACGCUGGAGUGGCGCCUGGGCUUCUGGAGCCAGGUGAAGCAGCACUACGGCGUGGACAUGAGCUGCAUGGAGCGCUUCGCCACGCGCUGCCUCAUGGGCCACUCGGAGAUCGUGGUCCAGGGCCUGUCGGGCGAGGACGUGCUGGCGCGGCCGCAGCGCUUCGCGCAGCUCGAGCUGGCCCGCGCCGGCCUGGAGCAGGAGCUGGAGGCCGGGGUGGGCGGGCGCUUCCGCUGCAGCUGCUACGGCUCGGCGCCCCUGCACGGCUUCGCCAUCUGGUUCCAGGUGACCUUCCCCGGGGGGGAGUCGGAGAAGCCCCUGGUGCUGUCCACCUCGCCCUUCCACCCGGCCACGCACUGGAAGCAGGCGCUCCUCUACCUGAACGAGCCGGUGCAGGUGGAGCAGGACACCGAGGUUUCCGGGGAGAUCACGCUGCUGCCCUCCGAGGACAACCCCCGCCGCCUGCGCGUGCUGCUGCGCUACAGAGUGGGGGACCAGGAGGAGAAGACCAAAGACUUCGCCAUGGAGGACUGAGAGCUGCCUUUGCUCCCACGCGGCUCCAAAGGCGGCCCGGCCCGGCCUCUAGGCCUGGGGCGGUCGCAGGAGGAAGGGACCUCCCUCUUACAAGUACUGCUCGGCAGCAUGACUGUGUAAAGAAUAGGACACGAGACCCCAGAUGAUCCAAAGCACAGCUGAGAUCUUUGAAGCAAGGACACCUCCAGAGGGCUGGAAGUGCAAGAGGCGUCAGUGUCCAGGCCCUGCCUGCCAUCUGGACUGGAACCAAUUGCUUGGGGCCAUUCGGGUCACAGGCAGGAACUUCUGGGCCAAAAUGAGGGCAAAACAGUAAAAUCCUACCUGCUUCCCCCGUGCAGCUUCCAUUUAUGUAGUAGCACUGUGAGAUUUUGUAAAUAGUUUAAUUCACUGGACCAGCAAACAUCUUUAUCAUGUAUCCAUGAGAUGGUCAUUCUGAUAAGCAUUCUGGACACAAACCAACUGGAUUGUGCCUCCAAAUAAAUGCCUUCAUGAGAUCAACUACGAAAUAAAAGUAGUGGUAAUGGGCUGUCGGGGAGGGGGCGGUCUCUGAGAAGGACAGGUAAUUAGCCAUUUGUUUUACAGGUUAAAACAUGGUUUGCAGCAAUAUUGAAAGAUUUGCCUCAGGUUCCAUAGCGAAUGCUUGGCUGUUAACAUCCUGAACACAAGACUUUGAACCCCAAAGACUCAUUCUUUUUUUCUUCAUUAUAUUAAUCCUGUGCUGUUCAAUUAAAGACAGAAAAGUA
Octodon degus (degu) is the source of this 1896-nucleotide messenger RNA. It is a transcript of the gene Prmt6, whose product is annotated as protein arginine methyltransferase 6. Gene Ontology annotation, biological process: peptidyl-arginine methylation. Lineage: Eukaryota; Metazoa; Chordata; Mammalia; Rodentia; Octodontidae. Gene Ontology annotation, molecular function: protein-arginine N-methyltransferase activity. The transcript has 2 exons. The coding region runs from base 20 to 1153 and encodes 377 amino acids. The record is from RefSeq and is a predicted model, not a curated record.